GGGUUAUCAUCAGGUAAUUGAUGUCCUUAACAGUUUAUGCAAAUCGCGCUUCUGGAAUUGGUAUAAAAGAAUUGAUGUAGUUCGGUCGAAUUGUAGUUUUGUAUCCGCUGACCUACAAGCAACCGUACAAAAUGUUCAAAUACUUUGCUUUACUCGCCAUCGUCUUCGUCUUGGCCGUAGCCGAGCCCGAAGCGAAACCGGAGGCCAAGCCACAAUGGCCAGUGUCUGCGUAUAACUACGGACUGGGUGCCCACAAAUACGGCGUUUCGCCUUACAACUAUGGAGCUUAUCCCUACAACCAUGGAGCUUACUACGGUUCCUACCCCUACAGCCAGAGCGCGUACCCUCACAGCUACGGUCACAACUACGGCGCGUACCCCUACAACUACGGUCACGGUUACGGCGCUUACCCCCACAGCUACGGAAAAUACGCUUCGUACCCUGGUUAUGCCGGUUACGCGCAUACUGGAUACCCAUACGGUUACUAUUAAAUAACUGACCAAUUGUAAAUAACGGACGAAAAUGUAUCAAAACUAAUAAAAUGAAAAGUAAGCAUUUA
Messenger RNA from Photinus pyralis (common eastern firefly), 559 nucleotides. RefSeq names its product transcriptional regulatory protein LGE1-like. NCBI's taxonomy places the organism in Eukaryota, Metazoa, Arthropoda, Insecta, Coleoptera, Lampyridae. The record is from RefSeq and is a predicted model, not a curated record. The transcript has 2 exons. The coding region runs from base 132 to 491 and encodes 119 amino acids.